Messenger RNA from Phytophthora nicotianae INRA-310, 2560 nucleotides. RefSeq lists its product as hypothetical. The record is from RefSeq and is a predicted model, not a curated record. Gene Ontology annotation, biological process: mRNA splicing, via spliceosome. Gene Ontology annotation, cellular component: spliceosomal complex; Prp19 complex. The transcript is spliced from 2 exons. The coding region runs from base 52 to 2358 and encodes 768 amino acids. Lineage: Eukaryota; Oomycota; Peronosporomycetes; Peronosporales; Peronosporaceae.
UGCAUCUCGCUCUCUGUCGGUGCUUCGGCUCGCUCCCUCUCUGUGACGGCCAUGCGGAUCAUGAUCAAGGGCGGCGUGUGGAAGAACACGGAGGAUGAGAUCCUCAAGGCGGCCGUGAUGAAGUACGGUAUGAACCAGUGGGCGCGCGUCGCGUCGCUGCUGUCGCGCAAGUCAGCGAAGCAGUGCAAGGCCCGCUGGUAUGAGUGGCUGGACCCGAGCAUCAAGAAGACCGAAUGGAGUCGCGAAGAGGAGGAAAAACUGCUGCAUCUGGCCAAGCUCAUGCCCUCGCAGUGGCGUACCAUCGCCCCCAUCGUAGGCCGUACAGCCGCUCAAUGCAUGGAACACUACGAGCGGCUACUGGAUGCAGCCCAACAGAAAGAAGGCGUCGAGGUCAGUGACGAUCCGAGACGUCUUCGUCCUGGAGAGAUCGACCCCAACCCAGAGAACAAACCUGCACGUCCCGAUCCCGUGGAUAUGGACGAAGACGAGAAGGAGAUGCUGUCCGAGGCCAGAGCUCGUCUGGCAAACACCAAGGGCAAGAAAGCCAAGCGAAAGGCUCGUGAGAAGCAGUUGGAAGAGGCAAGGCGUCUCGCUGUAUUGCAGAAGAAACGCGAAUUGAAGGCUGCCGGUAUCAUGUCGUCCAACCCGAGAGUAAACAUGAAGAAACGCAAGUUCAUCGACUAUUCCAGCGAGAUUCCGUUCGAGAAGAAAGCCCCUGCUGGAUUUUACGACGUUACCGAGGAAAAGCAGAUUUCAAGUAAAGGACUUGACUCCAAGCGUGCAGCUCUGCAGCUGGACAAACUCGAGGGCGUGCGUCGUGACGCUCAGGAGAAGAAGGAGCGCAAACAGGAUGCCAAGCGACAGAAGUCGCUUAUGAAGUCCAAUUUGCCACAGAUCAUCGCUGCGGUGAAUGAGAAAAACGACCCGAUCAAUGCGAUCAAGCGAACUCCGCUCGAGUUGCCAGCUCCUGUGGUUUCUAACGACGAAUUGAGCGAUCUCGCGAAGCUGGGCAUGCAUGCCACUCAUGCAGCCGCUCUCGCUCUUGAAAAUGGGUCAGCUACCGAGACACGUGCGCUAAUGGGGGACUACAGUGCCACUCCUCUGCGUUCUACCACUGGAGGUGCAACAGCGACGCCUUCUAGCCGUGACGUGCACGAGAAUAUUAUGCAGGAAACGGCGAAUCUGCUCGCCAUGCGAAACAGUACGACCCCUCUUUUAGGCGGAGAGAAUGUCGAGCUUUACGAAGGAACAGGCUAUGCUGGAGCUACCCCAUCUCGGACCCCGUCAUCUGCUAUGUCCAAUGUAGUCAGUGAAAAGACGCCAAUGUCUGCUGGGCGUACACCUCUGCGCGACGAGCUAGGCAUUAACCCGGAACAGCUUUACGGCACAGAGGCGGAAAAUGCUAAGGCGGAGAAGGCUCGGACAAAGCGACUGGCUGCGAGUCUACGCAAGGGAUUCGAUAGCUUGCCUGCUCCUCAAAACGAGUAUGAAAUUAACAUCCCGGAGAAAGAAAAGGUUGACGAUAAUCGUACCUCUAAUCGACGUGAAGAGGACGCUGGCGAGCGAGAAGUCCGUGAGCAGCAGCAGCGCGAGUUGGAACGAGAACGUGAACUUAAGCGACGAUCUACAGCUGUACAGAAUGGGCUCCCUCGUCCUUCGAAGGUGAAGAAAGUUCUGAUUCAUAGCGAGGUGAAUGAGGUGGCAGACGAAAUGUACCGAAUGCUGGAGCACGAUGUUGUCAAAUACCCCGUGGAUGAUGGCAAGACCAAGAAGAGCAAGAAACGCAAGAAAUCGUCGAAUGCGGUUGCAGUCCCGAACUUGCAAGAAUUCUCUGACAGCGAAAUGAAGCGCGCUCGGCAAAUGGUGCAGAUUGAGGCUAGUCUUUUUGGAGUGAACGACGUCUGGAAGUCCCAGGACGCCUCAGUUCUUGGUACGAAGUGGGACGAAGUGCAAGCGCGCUAUCUGAGCAAAGCUGAGGGCGAAGGAAAGAGCGGCGUGUCUUUCCAAUUUUCUACGUCCGACGAGGACAAGCUGCGUGCUGUGCAAGCUCGCUUUGCUGAACUCAAGGAAACGGAGCAGUUCCUUGCCAAGCGUGCCCAAAAGCUGGACGAACGUGCUAAAGUUGUUAACGGUGGGUUUUACCGCCGCGCUCAGCAGGGUCUGGAGCUGUUGCGCGACCAGAUGACAGAGCUUCAGAACACUGCGAUUGAGCAGGCAUGCUUCGAGAACCUGUCGAGUCUUGAGACGCGGGCGCUGGAGACUCGCAUGGCACGCUUGGCGAACGAAGUGAACUCGCAGCAGCUCAUUGAGGUCAAAUUGCAGAAACAGUAUGCGGCACUGGUCCAAGAGCAGCACUAGUGCUACCGACAUAAAACUCAACGAGACGGCGAUGCACUUCGGACGCGGCCGAUACGCAAAUUCUCCAGCGAGUAUUUGCGAUGCAUGAGACUGACCAACGUCUUGAGCUCGUGCCAUUUCGCCGACAUUGUAGACUUGUGAGCGUCAGCAAGCUGAUCUAGCUUACCCAGCAUAAUUUUAAUUUCCUUUGCGGUGAGAAUAU